Messenger RNA from Moesziomyces antarcticus, 2469 nucleotides. Its product is annotated as translation initiation factor eif-2b subunit epsilon. The coding region runs from base 1 to 2469 and encodes 822 amino acids. Gene Ontology annotation, molecular function: guanyl-nucleotide exchange factor activity; translation initiation factor binding; translation initiation factor activity. The transcript has a single exon. Gene Ontology annotation, cellular component: eukaryotic translation initiation factor 2B complex. The record is from RefSeq and is a predicted model, not a curated record. Gene Ontology annotation, biological process: biosynthetic process. Lineage: Eukaryota; Fungi; Basidiomycota; Ustilaginomycetes; Ustilaginales; Ustilaginaceae.
AUGCCGCCCAAGUCAUCUGCUAAAGGUGGGGGCAGCGGUGGCGGCGGAAAGUCUGGCAACGCCGCCGCCUCUUCCAAAGCAAAGUCGCAUCAGAACAAGGAAGAGGACCUUCAGCGCGAGCCGCUCCAGGCCGUCGUGCUCGCAGACGCCUUCUCCAAACGCCUCGAUCCGCUCACCACGGACAAGCCUGCAUGCUUGCUACCUCUCUGCAAUGUGCCUCUGCUCGACUGGACGCUCGAAAACCUCGCUCUCGCCGAAGUCGAGGAGAUCUUUAUCCUCGCGAGUCGUCACUCCGACCGGAUCAAGAAGCACCUAGCCACCACGCCCGCCCGAUACUCGCUGCCUAAGAUCACCGUCAUCGCCACGCCAGAUGCUCAGUCGCUUGGUGACGUGAUGCGCGAGCUCGACAGCAAGCAGAUCAUCCGUUCCGACUUCAUUCUCAUCCACGCAGACUCGGUCGCAAGCAUGGACCUCGCCAGCAUCGUCGACGCCCACAAGCGUCGCAGGAAGAAGGACAAGGACGCCAUCAUGACCAUCUGCACCAUGCCCGUCGGCAAGCGCAGCCGCAUCCGCACCCCCGGCAACCUCUCCCUCUUCUUCCUCGAGCCUCACACCUCCCAGCUCGUCCACUACGCUCCCGUGCGUGCAGCACCCCGCCUCCGCACUACCAGCCUGCCCCUCGAAGUCUUUGACGAAGAUGCUGCCGCCACCACCCACAGCCUCGCACGUGCAGCCGAGGUCGACGUUCGCAACGACCUCGUCGAUUGCGGCAUCGACAUCUGCUCCGCCGACGUCCCACCACUCUUCUCCGAAAACUUCGACUACCAGACCCUCCGUCGCGACUUUGUCCUCGGCAUCCUCACCUCGGACCUUCUCGACAGCAAGAUCUUUGUUCACGUCGCGCCCACCGGUCCGCCCGCUUCCGCCGUCCAGAUCGCCAGCUCCUCUUUCCCCGAGGUCGUCGGCACCUCCACGUACGGGCGUGGCUAUGCCGCGCGCGUCAAGUCGCCCGCCGACUACGACGCCAUCUCCAAAGAUGUCAUGGGUCAAUGGACCUAUCCUCUUGGUCCAGCCGGCUACCUGCCAGGCGGUCAACGAUACAGCCCCAGGUCGGGCCUCCGCUUCCUUGGCGACAAUGUCGUGCUCAGCCGCACAUGCCAACUUGGCCCACACACGCUCGUCGGCAGCCAGUCCGAGAUUGGCGACAAGGCAUUGCUACACCAGUCCGUGCUUGGAUCUUCGGUCAAGGUGGGCAGCCGCACAACCAUCUCUGGCUCGUAUAUUUGGACCGGCUCUGUGAUUGGAAGCGGCUGCUCCAUCGAGCGCAGCAUCAUCGGCGAGCGCGUCACCAUCCUCGACGGCGUCAAGUUGAACAAGGGCUGCAUCAUUGCCGAAGGAUGCACGGUCGGGCCCAACGUAGAGCUGCCCGCCUUCAGCAGGGUCGGUAACAAGAAAGAGAGGUCCGACGAUGACUUUGACAGUGACAGCGAGGACGACGAGCAGCACGACAACAUUCGUACCGGCGCGUCAGCAUCGAACGCAGCGAAGGAGGCUUACUCGAAAGACCUCGGAGCCAAGGGUGUUGGCUUCCUUUGGCGUGCGCUUGGCGAGAAGCCGGUGCGUGCUGAAGACGACAUGGAUUCCGAGGCGAGCGACGAGGACGAAGACGAGGAUGACGAAAUUGAGCGCUCGCACAAUUUGCGGCUCAUGCGACUGGGUGCCGACCUCGAGGACAUGGAGCUCGACGACACGCUUUCGGACAUCUCCUCCGUGGGCAUCGGUCGUGACUCGGAGGACGACGAUGAUGACGACGGCUCUGGAGCGCACACCGACAACUCCAUGUCGGACGACGACGACGACGAAAUGCUCGGUGGCUCCAUGAUGCUUUCCAUCGGCGAUGGCGAGACCAACGUCGAGAAGCAAGCGGCCGUGAAGCGUCUCGACGAGUUCCGCACCGAGGCGACUGCCUCUCUGGAGCGUGCAUUCGAGGAGAAUCACACGGUGGACGAUGCGGCUAUCGAGCUCAAGACGCUGCGCAUGGCGUCCAACGUUCCGCUCAAAGAGGUGCGCAAGACGGUGAUCGGCUUUAUCCUCACCAAGUGCGAGCCGGACCAGCCCAAGCAGAUGCUCGCGGUGCUCGACAAGUGGUGUCCGCUCAUCUCGGUCGUGGCGGUCGACGAUCAGAUCGAGGCGCUUGCCACCGUGCAGAACUUCUGCGCGACGCAGCCCAAGUACUACAAGAUCUUCAUUCCGCUGCUCAAGAAGUUCUACAACGACGACAUCAUCUCGGAAGAGAACAUUGUUGGCUGGUGGAAGAGCCCGCUAAGCCGCAAGACCGACGCCGACAUUGGCGGCGACAAGAACCUCCAGCUUAGGAAGGCGGCCGAAGAAGUCAUUCGAUACAUCCUCGAGAGCCAGGAGAGCUCCGAUGAGGACGACGAUGAUGAGGAGGAUGAUGACGACGAGUAG